This is a messenger RNA of Equus caballus (horse), 990 nucleotides long. The record is from RefSeq and is a predicted model, not a curated record. NCBI's taxonomy places the organism in Eukaryota, Metazoa, Chordata, Mammalia, Perissodactyla, Equidae.
AUGGAGAGUGGAAACCUAUUGGCAGUGACUGAAUUUAUCUUCACUGGCUUUCCCCAGAUCCAGGAUGGUAGUCUCUUGUACUUCUUUCCUUUACUUUUCAUCUACACCUUUAUUGUCAUUGGGAAUCUAUUGAUCUUCUUUGCUGUAAGACUGGACACCCUUCUCCACAAUCCCAUGUAUAAUUUCAUCAGUAUCUUUUCCUUUCUGGAGAUUUGGUACAACACGGUCACUAUUCCCAAGAUGCUCUCCAACCUCAUCAGUGAAAAGAAGACCAUUUCCACGACUGGCUGCCUCUUGCAGAUACAUUUCUUCCAUUCACUUGGGAAUCCAGAGGGGGUCUUGCUGAUCACCAUGGCUAUUGUCAGAUAUGUUGCCAUCUGCAAUCUUCUUUUCUAUCAAAUGAUCAUGACAACCCAGCUGUGUGCUCAGCUCUCUGCAGGCUCUUGCAUCUUUGGUUUCCUCAUCCUACUUCCUGAGAUUGUAAUGAUUUCCACACUGCCUUUCUGUGCCAACCAAAUCCAUCAGAUAUUCUGUGACUUGGUCCCUGUGCUGAACCUGGCCUGUACAGACACAUCCUUGGUCCUGAUUGAGGAUGUGAUCCAUGCUGUGGCCAUCAUCAUUACGGUCCUAAUCAUCGCCUUUCCUCAUAUAAGAAUCAUUGCUGUGAUCCUGAGGAUUCCUUCUGCUGAGGGUCGGCAAAAGGCUUUUUCUGCCUGUGCAGGCCAUUUCACAGUCUUCCUGAUAUUCUUUGGCAGUGUGUCUCUCAUGUACUUGUGCUUCAAUACCACUUACCCACUAGUUUUGGACACAGCCAUUGCACUGAUGUUCAUGGUCCUUGCCCCAAUCUUCAAUCCCAUCAUUUACAGUCUGAGAAACAAGGACAUGAAGAAUGCAAUUAGAAAACUCUUCUGUCUUCAAAAGGAGUUGAACACAGGAAGAAACAGAGGAAGGAACCACAGGUUUCCUUCUGCUGUUUUAAUGUUUCUCUAA